Messenger RNA from Wallemia mellicola CBS 633.66, 395 nucleotides. RefSeq lists its product as hypothetical. The record is from RefSeq and is a predicted model, not a curated record. Lineage: Eukaryota; Fungi; Basidiomycota; Wallemiomycetes; Wallemiales; Wallemiaceae. The transcript has 4 exons. The coding region runs from base 1 to 378 and encodes 125 amino acids.
AUGGAUAUUGACGUGAACAUCCUAGGCAUAAUAUACAAGCAGGUAAUCGUCGAUGUAGCUACCAGUUUGAAGAACCCCCAGAGCAAGGAAUCUUCAGAGAUACUAAAGAAGCGGAUACAGUCGUUUGAAGCAAUAGCAGAGAAUAUAGAGACCAGGAUACGGCGGACGAGGGAUGUGAUAGCACGAGAUAUUAACAAACAUCAGCAAGAAAUACAACAGAAAGAAGUGCAGGAGAAUGCGCCGGAAGAAACCCCAGCUGAAGUAGCACCAACAACAAUCGAGGAUAAUAGCCUGUCUAACAACACAUUCUCGAUAGAUUUCGAUAACAGCCUGAUGGGGAACGAUCUGGACUUAUUCGGUGAUCCCUACCUGUCUUAAUAUUGAUUUAGAAAUAC